This is a messenger RNA of Callorhinus ursinus (northern fur seal), 822 nucleotides long. Lineage: Eukaryota; Metazoa; Chordata; Mammalia; Carnivora; Otariidae. The record is from RefSeq and is a predicted model, not a curated record.
AUGUCCUCAGCCGCCUUUGUCUCCUACUGCACUCCAGGACUAUGCCCAUCUUCAGCCAUGCUCCCACCAGCCGGUCCCCUGCUGUCUCUCCUGCUGGUGACAGGCACAUGUGGCACGGAGCCCAGUCCCUGGGUACCUCCUCAGGGCUGCUACGUGGCCGAAGAAGCUGGUGAGCGGACAUUCCGUUGCAGCCAGGCGGGCCUGAGCACGCUGCCCACCGGCAUCCCCAACGACACACGCAAGCUCUACCUGGAUGCCAACCGGCUGGCCUCGGUGCCCGCAGGAGCCUUCCAGCACCUUCCUAUCCUGGAGGAGCUAGAUCUGUCCCAUAACGUCCUUGCCCACCUCUCGGGGGCCGCGUUCCGGGGCCUGGCGGGCACGCUGCGCCGCCUUGACCUCUCUGCCAACCGGCUGGCCUCGGUGCCCGCAGAGGCCUUCGUGGGCCUGCAGGUCCAAGUGAAUCUGUCCGCCAACCCAUGGCGCUGUGACUGUGCCCUGCAGGAGGUGCUCAGGCAGGUGAGGCUGACACCAGGCCCUGGAACAGGCAUCGUGUGCGGCCCCGGAGCCCGCCCCGACCUCGUGGGGCAGGAGUUCCUGCCUCUGGCGGGCGAGGAGGAGCUGUGUGGGGCGGGGCGGGCCGGGGCCCAGCGGAGCACUGAUGUGGCUCUGCUGGUCACCAUGGGGGGCUGGCUGGCACUUGUGGUGGCUUAUCUGGCCCACUACGUGUGGCAGAACCGGGAGGAGCCCCGACGUCCCCUCAAGCGGGCCCCGGUGCUGCCCGGGCGCUCCGAGGACUCCUCCACCCUCAGCACAGUGGUCUGA